GGGCCCGGGGGCGGAGCGCGGGGACGCGGCCGUGCAGGGAGGCGGCUCGGGCGCGGCCAUGGCGGAGGGCGCGGCGCUGCGGGCCGUCAGGGGCUGCCUGGCCGCCUUCCCGAGGGAGGCCCGCGAGUUGGGGUGGACGGAAUCUGUGCCAUAUCUGGAUAGGCCUCCAUCCCCGCUGGAGUUUUAUCGAGAGUGGGUGAGUCCAAACAAGCCCUGCGUAAUUCAGAAUGCCAUCAACCACUGGCCAGCUCUGAAGAAAUGGACCUCGGCAUACCUUAGGGAGAUAGUAGGUCCCAAGGUAGUGAGUGUGGCAGUAACACCAAAUGGUUAUGCAGAUGCGGUGUUUCAGGACCGUUUUGUCAUGCCAGAGGAACGCCAAAUGCCUUUCAUGGACUUUCUGGACAUUGUGGAGAAGAAAGUGACCUCUCCCAACGUAUUCUAUGUGCAGAAGCAGUGUUCAAACCUCACCGAGGAGUUCCCUGAACUUGUCUGUGAUGUGCAGCCUGACAUACCAUGGAUGAGUGAGGCACUCGGGAAGAAGCCUGAUGCUGUGAAUUUCUGGCUCGGGGAAUCAGCUGCUGUGACAUCUUUACAUAAAGAUCAUUAUGAGAACUUGUACUGUGUGAUAUCUGGAGAGAAACAUUUUCUACUGCAUCCACCGAGUGACCGUCCCUUCAUCCCAUAUGAGCUCUAUCAGCCAGCAACUUACCACGUAUCAGAAGAUGGCUCAUUUGAAAUUGUGGAUGAGAAGACUGCAGAUAAGGUACCCUGGAUCCCCCUCGACCCUUUAAACCCAGAUCUAGAAAGGUAUCCAGAGUAUGCUCAGGCAAAACCUUUGCAGUGUACAGUGAAAGCUGGUGAGAUGUUAUACCUCCCUUCUCUCUGGUUCCACCAUGUUCAGCAAUCUCAUGGCUGUAUAGCAGUGAAUUAUUGGUAUGACAUGGAAUAUGACCUAAAGUACAGCUAUUAUCAACUGCUAGAUUGUCUCACAAAAGCUGUGAAAGUGUUAUAGCAGAGGUGGGAGACUGGAGUUGGCAAUCUUUCUCUCUGAUGUGAUGCAGUCAUCAGCAUCUGGGACUGGAAUACAGACCUGAUUCAAGUGAAAAGAACUGAACACUGAAUUAUCUUCAACAUCUGUCAAGCAGCUCAUGGCUAUUUUGCUUGAUUUCAGAGUCUCAGGUCAAUUGGCCAGGUUUUCCAGCUUGUAAGUAGAAGAUGUGAUAUCAGCAUUUUAAGGACUUUGCACGUUGCCCCAGUGAUAGUGAACAAAAUAAAAUUUGAAAGGAGGCAAUCCAGGUUUUGGAAGUCCCAAAACAAAAGCCAUGACAAUUGUUCAGGUCUACAGAUGGUUUUUAUAACAAGCCAAAAGAAGAAUCUGCUCUGCCACCCAUGCAUCAGGCUGCAUCAGUCCAACGCAUACAUCCAGCUUAAGGCAAAAAUCCUGCCCGGUUGUGAUCACUAAGUUCAGUUGCUGUGGUGUUUUGGUGGUGAGAAGUUACAGCUUCUGCAAUAAAAGGUCAGUUUAAAAGCUUACUUCUGUACUGAUUUCUGACAUUACUCAAAUGAUGUGAUGCGUGGAGAAUGUCUAGAAGGACGUGCAAAGGUCAGUAGUGGUUAUGCUACAUGUUUUUAUUACCAGUUUCUAUUUCUUUUCACCAUUGUAUUUAAAUGUAGCUGCAUUUUCUUACAUCCUCGGUGGUUUUAGAGUUGCUUUGCCUUGUCUUCAGUCAACCUGCACGUCACCUAUACAUGUAUUAAUCAGGAAAAUGCAGAUACUCUUUAGAUAAGUUUGACUAUUCUGAAGAAUUUUUUUUUUUUUUUA
Oxyura jamaicensis (ruddy duck) is the source of this 1822-nucleotide messenger RNA. It is a transcript of the gene JMJD7, whose product is annotated as jumonji domain containing 7. NCBI's taxonomy places the organism in Eukaryota, Metazoa, Chordata, Aves, Anseriformes, Anatidae. Gene Ontology annotation, molecular function: 2-oxoglutarate-dependent dioxygenase activity. The record is from RefSeq and is a predicted model, not a curated record. The transcript is spliced from 8 exons. The coding region runs from base 59 to 1012 and encodes 317 amino acids.